AUGUAUCAACAUAAAAAAAGAGAUUGUCGACCUGCAUCGUGUUGCGAAGUUGAAAAAAACGUCUUCAAAUGUUGUCCUUAUACCAAUGGUGUGUGUUGUCGUGAUGGUAAAAUCUGCUGUCCUCAAGGAACGAAGUGCAACUUGGAACUUGGUCAAUGUCAGUCUCCUAAUGGAGUUGUGUUUCCACCUAAACAGCUUUCACAGAAAGUCAAUAAUAAUUUAAAUACCAGUGUUUCUGAUACAGUACUGAAGCGACUAUCAGUAAAUUAUGUUUUAUGUCCCAAUCGUCAGUCAGUAUGCCAUGAUAACAACACAUGUUGUCCAAUGUCAGGUGAAUUGUGGGGUUGUUGCUUGGGGGCUAAUGCUGUUUGUUGUCCAGAUGGCAAACAUUGUUGCCCUCAUGGUUCAGUAUGCGAUACGGUGCAUCAGGGAUGUAAAUCAGUUGAGUUCGUUGAAAUGCCAGAGACGAAAGAAUCUUUACAGUCCUUACAACUUGUAUCGGCUUCAGCUCCUGCACGCCUCAAUCCAAAUGCUAAAUUAUCUGAAAAAGACUGGAGAAAGAAGAUUCCCCAACUGUCAGCCAAGCACUUAAUGGCUUAUACUGGUGUUGUAUGUCCUGACCCAUUAUAUGAAUGCCCAGCCGAUACAACUUGUUGUUAUACUUCAGAAGAAGGAUGGGCAUGUUGCCCUAUGCCUCAAGCUGUAUGCUGCAAUGAUGGAGAGCACUGUUGUCCUAAUGGUUAUAGAUGUGAUUUAUCUGUUGGUAAUUGUGUACGAUUUUCAACGGAUUCAUCAGAUGAUUCGCAAAAGCCAUCAUCGAAUAUUAUUACUCUAUCAUCGUCAUCAAGAAACAUUUCUUGUCCAAAUAGUAAUGUUUAUUGUCCAGAUAAUACAACUUGUUGUAAAUAUAAAGAUCAAUGGGGUUGUUGUUUGUUUCCAAAUGCAGUUUGUUGUUCCGAUGGUAUACAUUGUUGUCCAGAAAAUACAAUUUGUAAUUUACAACAGGAGAUUUGUGUAUCAACAACAUCUGGUGAAUUCAUUGAUAAGCUACAAUUGAAAUCUCAAUCUCAAAUUCAAAAACAUGAUGGCAAAGUUUCAUCCAACACAAUGUUUAAUAUUUGUCCUGAUAAGCGAUCAAUUUGUAUGGGUAGUAGUACAUGUUGUUCUACGAAUGUAUCAUCAGUGUAUUUUUGUUGUCCUCAUGAAAAUGCUGUUUGCUGUGGCGAUGGUAAACACUGUUGCCCACAAGGUGCAACUUGUGAUCCAAUCAAAGGAGGUUGUAUUCCAAAAGAAAAGGACGAUGAUUCAUCCAAAUCUGAUCAUAUUCCAUUGUUGAAAAAGUUUGCAGCCUUACGUGUUACUUCGAAAGAGAAUUCACUAUCCACUAGUUUCACUGAAAUUUGUCCUGGUGGUAAAGCGAAAUGUCCGGAUAAGACAACUUGUUGUGAAUUAAAAGAUGGCCAAUAUGGAUGUUGUCCAGGUGAAAAUGCUGUUUGCUGUGGCGAUGGUAAACACUGUUGCCCACAAGGUUCAACUUGUGAUCUAAUCGAAGGAGGUUGUGUUCCAGGGGAGGUGGAAAUUUGUCCUGGUGAUAAAUCGAAAUGUCCGGCUAAGACAACUUGUUGUGAAUUAAAAGGUGGCGAAUAUGGAUGUUGUCCAGGUGAAAAUGCUACUUGUUGUACGGAUGGUAUUCAUUGUUGUCCAUCAGAAACUACAUGUGACUACAAAACUAAAUCAUGUAUUAAGAAAAUUGACAAUGAUUAUUCAGCUGAUGAUUUCUUACAUAAUCCUACAUUGUUAUUCAAUCGAGUGCGUGAUCAUACUUGUCCUGAUCAUCAAUCUGUAUGUACUGAUGAACAGACUUGUUGUCAACUGCCUGAUGAUAGAUCAUGGGGUUGUUGCCCAUUGCCAAAUGCUGUUUGUUGUGCAGAUCGAUUACAUUGUUGUCCAGAUGGUACAACGUGUGAUCUCGAAGCAAAUACAUGUAUUGAAUCAUUCAAAUUUAAUCAAUCUACUACAAAAAUCAUUUCUGAUGGUUUUAAUAUGCUGAAUGCUGUACAGAAAUCAUCAACAAGUGGUAAUUCACAAUCACAACCAAUGAAAUCGUUGAAUACUAUUGCUACUACCACGACGACGACCACUGUGGUACAAGCAAAAUGGUGUGGAGCAUGUGGUGACACUUGGGCAUGUUGUCCAAAUACUAAUUUCAAUGAAUGGUUAUGUUGCCCUUAUGUUGGUGGAGAAUGUUGCAUUGGACAUAAUACCUGUUGUCCACGUGGGUCACAUUGUUUACCUGAUGGAAAAUGUGAACAACUUACUAAAAAUAUCCUCAAAUCAUUCGCACCUAAUUUAAUACCGUCCACACCAAUGACUAAUAAUAAUCUACCUAGAUCCUCUUUUAUCCAACAAACUAAUGAAAAAGAAGAAAAAGAAGGAGGACGCUUUAGAACAGCAAUGUCUAAAGCUGCUAAACCUGCUCAAAGAAAUAUCUUACUUCGUGUUAGUUAUUAUCGACGUCUUAAACGAAAUUUGCACACCAUCUGUCCUGAUUCAUUACAUUAUUGUGAUAAAUCGGAACAAUGCUGUCUUUCGAAUAAAUUCGGUUAUACAUGUACAUCAAAUAAGUCUACAUGUUGUGCGGCCAAUACAGAUACUUAUUGUCCAGCCUUAAAAGAUUGUUCAUCAGAUGGAAAAUACUGCAUUGAUCCUCAUGAUUGA
Messenger RNA from Schistosoma turkestanicum, 2718 nucleotides. NCBI's taxonomy places the organism in Eukaryota, Metazoa, Platyhelminthes, Trematoda, Strigeidida, Schistosomatidae. The record is from the annotation of a GenBank genome assembly.